UGUCCAAGACUUUCAGCUUGCCCAGCUGUUCCCUGAGAAGGGCUACUGGCAGGGAGGGACAACAGCAGACAAGUGUUAAGAAGCACUGUAACUCGAAGAUUCUUUUUAACAGCUUUUUCACUUUUUCACCUACUGGAGCAGGAGGAAACUUAAGGAAUGAAUAUGAUGCCAACAUCUUACUCAGAUCUGGUCAAGGAGAGGAAGGAAAGGGCUCAAGCAGUUCAUAAAGAGAUUGAGGGAGACCACUUGAACCUGGGGAAGAAGAUCAGUGUCCCCAGGGAUGUGAUGAUGGAGGAGCUGGCCUUGCUUUCCAAUAAGGGGUCGAGGAUGUUUCACGAGAGGCAGAAACGGGUCGACAGGUUCACUCUGGAGAACAUGAAAGAGGGGCCUCUCACUGUUAAGAAUGGCACUCAGCCAUUGUCAGACAGCGGGAAAGAGAAUUUCAGAACAGAGAUCUACAUCGGGCCACCUGGCAAAGGUGAUUUCCUCUCAACACUGAAGAAAAAGGCAGCUAAAAAAAGUGGAAAUCCAAACUCCAUUGCACCAGGGUACUCUGGACCCCUGAAGGAAAUGCCACAUGAGAAGUUUAACAUCACAGUCAUCCCAAAAUCCUACCAGUCACCUUGGAGGGAGUCCCUUACUGACAUGGAGGAGCUCCUGCAUUCCCUGAACCAACAGCUCCCUGAGCCUCCCACAAAACCACAGUUCAGGUGCUUUAACAGAGCGCCUUUGCCUUUUGGAGGAACAGCAGGAUACGAGAGGACAUUUCCUUUGCCAGGCUUCGAGCUCUCCCAUGCACAGACUGAGCCCAGCUUAAGCCUGGCUCGUAUCCUAAACAGACCCAACUUCAACCGUGCACCUAGAGGCUGGGGGGUCUGCUUUUCUCCAGAGUCUGCUGAGCUGUAAACCCAGGGACUACGAUCUACAAAUCAGAGUCAUCACACAGAAAAGCACUGCCUCCCUAUCUUACUCUUUACAACCCUCAUGAGCCAGACCAUUCAAAAUAUAAACGCCAUUUAAUUAGGUUUUGUUUUAAAAUAUACGGGAGAGGGUAGUCGAGAAUGGGAAACUAUUUAUUUUUUUUCCCCAGAACAAAUGUACUCCAGCAUCUGAACGCAACACUAUUCUUUUAGAUAAAAAUGAUAAGACAUCACUAUUAACAUUAAAAAGGGUCUUGACAAGAGGAAAA
Molecule: messenger RNA, 1189 nt
Organism: Acipenser ruthenus (sterlet)
Lineage: Eukaryota; Metazoa; Chordata; Actinopteri; Acipenseriformes; Acipenseridae
Product: myozenin-2-like
Exons: 6
Coding region: 157-906 (249 amino acids)
Cellular component (GO): actin cytoskeleton; Z disc
Molecular function (GO): telethonin binding; actin binding; FATZ binding
Source: RefSeq, a predicted model, not a curated record